Molecule: messenger RNA, 2483 nt
Organism: Panicum virgatum (switchgrass)
Lineage: Eukaryota; Viridiplantae; Streptophyta; Magnoliopsida; Poales; Poaceae
Product: probable auxin efflux carrier component 1c
Exons: 6
Coding region: 223-2016 (597 amino acids)
Biological process (GO): auxin export across the plasma membrane; auxin polar transport
Cellular component (GO): endoplasmic reticulum; plasma membrane
Molecular function (GO): auxin efflux transmembrane transporter activity
Source: RefSeq, a predicted model, not a curated record
CUGCCCACUCCCCUCCCUCCCUCAUUGGCUCCCCCGCCUGCCUCCACUCCACUACUCCACCGUGGCUCCAGGCCUCCACCCACUCAUCACCGCCGCACCACGCCGCCGGCGCCACCAACCGCGUUUCCCGGAGGCCGCGCACACGCCGAGGAGCAAGCAGCUCGCUGAGAGUCUCCCUGUGAUCUUGGCGUAGGAGCGGCGGCGACCGAGCGCGCCGGCAAGAUGAUCACCGGCACCGACUUCUACCACGUGAUGACGGCCAUGGUGCCGCUCUACGUCGCCAUGGUCCUGGCGUACGGCUCCGUCCGGUGGUGGCGCAUCUUCACCCCGGACCAGUGCUCCGGGAUCAACCGCUUCGUGGCGCUCUUCGCGGUGCCGCUGCUCUCCUUCCACUUCAUCUCCACCAACAACCCCUACACCAUGAACCUCCGCUUCAUCGCCGCCGACACGCUCCAGAAGCUCAUCGUCCUCGCGCUGCUCACCGCCUGGAGCUACUUCUCCCACCGGGGCUGCCUCGAGUGGACCAUCACGCUCUUCUCCCUCUCCACGCUGCCCAACACGCUGGUCAUGGGCAUCCCGCUGCUCAAGGGCAUGUACGGCGACUUCUCCGGCAGCCUCAUGGUGCAGAUCGUCGUGCUCCAGUGCAUCAUCUGGUACACGCUCAUGCUCUUCAUGUUCGAGUACCGCGGCGCCAGGAUCCUCAUCACCGAGCAGUUCCCCGACACCGCCGGCGCCAUCGCCUCCAUCGUCGUCGACCCCGACGUCGUCUCGCUCGACGGCCGGAACGACGCCAUCGAGACGGAGGCCGAGGUCAAGGAGGACGGCAAGAUUCACGUCACCGUGCGCCGCUCCAACGCCUCGCGCUCCGACAUCUACUCGCGCCGCUCCAUGGGCUUCUCCGGCACCACGCCGCGCCCCAGCAACCUGACCAACGCCGAGAUCUACUCGCUGCAGUCGUCGCGGAACCCCACGCCGCGGGGCUCCAGCUUCAACCACACCGACUUCUACUCCAUGGUCGGCCGCAGCUCCAACUUCGCCGCCGGGGACGCCUUCGGGGUGCGCACCGGCGCCACGCCCAGGCCGUCCAACUACGAGGAGGACGCGCCGGGGAAGCCCAACAAGUACGGCCAGUACCCGGCGCCCAACCCGGCCAUGGCGGCGCCGGCCAAGGGGCCCAAGAAGGCGGCCAACGGGCAGGCCAAGGGCGAGGACGGCAAGGACCUGCACAUGUUCGUCUGGAGCUCCAGCGCGUCGCCCGUCUCCGACGUGUUCGGCAACGGCAACGCCGAGUACAACGACGCCGCCGCCGUCAAGGAGGUCCGCAUGGCCGUUGCCUCCCCGCGGAAAGUUGCGGCGGACGGGAGGAAGGAGAGGAGCGAGGACUUCGCGGAGCGCGACGACUUCAGCUUCGGGAACCGGGGCGGAGCGGAGAGGGACGCGGAGGCCGGCGACGAGAAGGCGGCGGUGGCCGGGCAGGGGGGGAAUGCCGGCGCGGGGGCGCCCGCGGCGAUGCCGCCGACGAGCGUGAUGACGCGGCUCAUCCUCAUCAUGGUGUGGCGCAAGCUGAUCCGCAACCCCAACACCUACUCCAGCCUCAUCGGCCUCAUCUGGUCGCUCGUCUGCUUCCGGUGGAACUUCGAGAUGCCGGCGAUCAUCCUCAAGUCCAUCUCGAUCCUCUCCGACGCCGGCCUCGGCAUGGCCAUGUUCAGCCUCGGGCUGUUCAUGGCGCUGCAGCCGCGGAUCAUCGCGUGCGGGAACAAGGUGGCAACGUUCGCCAUGGCCGUGCGGUUCCUGACCGGCCCGGCCGUCAUGGCCGCCGCCUCCUUCGCCGUCGGCCUCCGCGGCACGCUCCUCCACGUCGCCAUCGUCCAGGCAGCGCUGCCGCAGGGAAUUGUCCCCUUCGUCUUCGCCAAAGAGUACGGCGUGCACCCUGACAUCCUCAGCACGGCGGUCAUCUUCGGCAUGCUCAUCGCGCUGCCCAUCACGCUCGUCUACUACAUCCUGCUGGGGCUGUGAGAGGAAAAGGCGAGACAAGGUGUGGCGGGUGCUGCAGGCCGGUCACAGCUCAGCGAUGCCGGGUGGAAUGGUGGUGGAUGGAGUAGCAGACAGGGGAGGAGACAAAGGACGCUGCAGCCUGCAGCGGCUGCGCGUGCUUGCAAUGCAGGGGGGCAUGGAGUGGAGGAGCCUUAAUCUGUAGGAGUACUAUUCUUAGCUGUAGAGAUUUAGAGGCCACGAAAGAAUGUUUAGGACAAGCAAGAGCUGGGCUGGAGGAGGGCGGCAAGGGCAUGUGCAAAAAGCUUUGGGAUGACACGGUUUGCAAAGCAUCCGGAUGCUCAGGGGAGGGUUUUCCAUGGAUGGUUGGGAUUAUGGUCUUGCCUUGUAAAAUGGAUGCAUUUCACUUUGAUGCAAUGCUAGAGCUCUCUUGUUCAUCUUUAGCCUAUACUCCUGCUACUUUGGAAUGGCAGCAUGCAUGUUCUUGUUAA